Ceratosolen solmsi marchali is the source of this 1109-nucleotide messenger RNA. Its product is annotated as zinc finger CCHC domain-containing protein 24. The transcript has 4 exons. Gene Ontology annotation, molecular function: zinc ion binding; nucleic acid binding. The record is from RefSeq and is a predicted model, not a curated record. The coding region runs from base 113 to 775 and encodes 220 amino acids. NCBI's taxonomy places the organism in Eukaryota, Metazoa, Arthropoda, Insecta, Hymenoptera, Agaonidae.
UUUGAAAAGGAUUGAAAUUCGAAUCCCUAUACAAUGUUGAUGUUAUUUGUAGAGAAGCAAAUUCACGGAUGACCUCGUACAAAGUUUGAUAAAUUAUUCGUCUUUUUUGGUCAUGGCUGCUUGCCGACCUCGAACGCUAACCCACCAGUUCCUGCAACAGCAUCGCCACCGUCACCCGGGAGCUAUACAAGGUCUUCACCAGCAUUCUCACUACUCGCCCCAAAUACUCAACUGGGUUUACCUCGCCAUUGCUGACCAGAGCCAACUUCAUCACUCUCACAACCAGCAAGGAACAUGGAACAACUUCUCGACCUCACAGAUGCAAUCGAAUGCUCAGCAAACUUCUAGCGCCAACCUUAGAGAUAACCUUGGUGACCUUGGCGAACACUUUAGUGAACUCUGCCUCCUGGAAAGUAAAUCAACCAAGAGACCACCUUCGACUUACCUCUGUCACCUCUGCUUUAAGAAAGGACACUACAUCAGAGACUGUCCCCAGGCACGUCCUAAAGGCGAAGGACUAACUCCCUACCAGGGUAAAAAGCGAUGUUUCGGAGAAUACAAGUGUCCAAAGUGUAAGCGCAAGUGGAUGUCCGGCAAUAGCUGGGCAAACAUGAGUCAACAGUGCAUUAAGUGCCACAUCAAUGUCUACCCACACAAGCAGAGACCUUUAGAGAAGCCAGACGGACUGGAUGUAUCCGACCAAAGUAAAGUGCAUCCUCAGCAACUCUGUGAAAAAUGCAAGAGUCUGGGUUACUACUGUAGGCGCCGACAAUGAAGUGACGAUUGAACUCUGUUCGUCAAACUUUCUUCAAAACCCUACAAACAUUGUAAACUGAAGAUGGAACUUCUUUUAAUGGACAUAAUUGUAAAUGUUAUAUUUCGUAUAGUAUUUUUAUCGUUGAGUACUAGAGUUGUUUAUUUUGUAGUCCAAAUAUACAUGAACGUUAAAUACAUAAUGCUUUGAAAGUAACAAAAUAUUGCAAAAAUGUAAAUAAAUUUGAACAGAUAGAUUUCCGAAACAAAUUUAACGAAAAAAUCUUGACGUGAUUUAAAAUUUUUUUAUUUUUAUAACAAUAUAGUUAGAAGCAGGUAAUUUAUUGAUGUUAUUG